UUGAGGCGUAAUUAUAUUUUGCGUGAACAGCCGAUUCUUUCGGCAGUCGUUUUGAAUGAAAAUUUGAGGAAAUCUACAGAAGAAGAGGUUUUAAAAUGGACAAAUUUGUCGUCCGACUGCCUCGAGAAACUGCGGCGAAAGCUAAAUCCAAGUCCCAAGGCAAAGUGUACAAACAGGCGACAAUAGAGUCUUUACAGAGAGUUGUGGUGAUCGAGGAUAUAGAACGUCUGAAGGUGACCUUGGAGCUGGAGGGCCAGUCUACCCGAGUUCUGCUGGAGGCUCUGACAGAACUCAACAAGAAAAUCCCGUCCAAACAAGUCCUGCUGUCCACUAAGAUAGGACAUGCAGUAAAUAAGCUGAAGAGGCAUGAAGACAAGGAGGUGGCCUCCUUAGCGAGGAGCAUCGUCUUGAAAUGGAAACACUUCAUCCAGGACCAGGACAACAAGCCAGUCUUAGAGGUUCGCUGUGAUCUCAAGACGGAGAAAACUCGGACUUCUGGGAGAAGGAUGCUUGCAGAGUCACUCGGGCUCGAGGAGGGCCACCUGUUACCAGAGACCAUAGAGAGAGAAACGUUCCACAUGUGCAGGCGGCUUUUAGACAGGGGCUACAAGAGAACCAUGAGGAAACUCAUCUUCACACUGAAGGGGAACGAAGACACCAGGAAACUGGUCCUUAACGGGGAGCUGGCUGUGAAGGAACUGGUCAAGUCAUUAAAGUGCAAGUCUUAAUAGAAAUAAAAUCUUAAGUUGAAGGCAUUUUAUGGUAAGUUUCCACAAGAAACAUAUUUUUCAAAAAAGCCUUAAAAGGGACCAAGCAGUGAGAGACUUGUUCAAUUCAUGCAUGCUGUCAUGAGAAUGAAGAGAUAGUUUUUAUGUGAAGAUGUUUUAUACAAAAAGUUUCCUGUACAAAGACACAGGGAACAUGGUCUUCUAAUUAAAAGGAAAGGAGAACUAGUAGCAUUGAAAGACAUGGUGAAAUUCUUGAAGUGUAAGUCUCGAGGCUUUUAAUGAGAAGACAUAUUAUGAGGGAAGCUUUAAGUGCAAUAUUUCCAAACUGUUCCAACACUAAUUACCUCUGCUUGAAGAGUAGUAUGGAAGUAGAAAUUAAGUAGGAAAAGUUUGACUGUAUAUUGUGAUUUACAUGUGAAGUAGCCAUAUGUUUUAUUUCUAUGUAUGUUAUCUGACUAAAUGUGGGAUUUUAGGAUAGAUAUUUGUUAGUUUUUAGAGGAUGUUUUUAUUGUCUGAGGACAACAUUGACAUGAUUAAACUUUUUUAUGAUCAAGAUACUGAGAUGAAAUACAUUAAAGAGAUGUCACACGGAUUAUUCAAUA
Messenger RNA from Branchiostoma floridae (Florida lancelet), 1330 nucleotides. RefSeq names its product transcription elongation factor A N-terminal and central domain-containing protein 2-like. Lineage: Eukaryota; Metazoa; Chordata; Leptocardii; Amphioxiformes; Branchiostomatidae. Gene Ontology annotation, cellular component: nucleus. The coding region runs from base 96 to 728 and encodes 210 amino acids. The record is from RefSeq and is a predicted model, not a curated record. The transcript is spliced from 4 exons. Gene Ontology annotation, biological process: DNA-templated transcription.